Pocillopora verrucosa is the source of this 1086-nucleotide messenger RNA. Its product is annotated as QRFP-like peptide receptor. Gene Ontology annotation, molecular function: G protein-coupled receptor activity. Lineage: Eukaryota; Metazoa; Cnidaria; Anthozoa; Scleractinia; Pocilloporidae. Gene Ontology annotation, cellular component: plasma membrane. The record is from RefSeq and is a predicted model, not a curated record. Gene Ontology annotation, biological process: G protein-coupled receptor signaling pathway.
AUGGAAAACUUUACUUUAAGUCUCAUCAUUAAUGACUCCAAGGAAACCUUUGCUACGACAGACGUACCCUGCUUCACUUUUACGAACCAUCUCAUUUUGAAGGUGCUCAUGGUCUUUGCCUACGUUCUUGUGAUCGGCACUUCCAUCAUAGGUAAUACUUUACUGGCAUUUAUCUACUUCAAGAGCAAAAAGAUGAAGACCACAAUCAACUGCUGCAUCAUGAACAUGGUUCUCGCGGACCUUCUUGUUACCUUAGUCUACAUGCCGAGGAUGGUCGCUCGGAUUCUCAUCAGCCUUGAAUGGUUGGUGGAGGGCACUCUAGGACUUUUUCUUUGUGUACUUGUGUCUUUGUCCCAAGAAAUCUCAAUAUGCGUAUCAAUUCUAACAGUUGUUCUCAUCGCCUUUGAGAGAUUCCUAGCCGUAACGUUCCCAUUACGAGUUGUCAUCUCAAAGAAGCUCUCCAUAUGCUUGCUGUGUGGUACUUGGCUGUUGUCACUAGCUGCGCGAUCCCCAAUGCUCUACGGCGUCAAAACGAUUCGAUUUCAAUCCGGUGAGUUAGGCUGCUUUUGGAUCGGCUCUCUCAGCUUCCAAACGAAGCAAUCAAGAAGGUCGUACCAGGAGUCUAUGUUAGUUAUAUUCUAUGGUCUGCCUCUGCUUAUCAUAAUCACAAUAUACACUGUGAUUGCGGUCUUCUUAAGACGUCGUCAUGCCCUGAUUGACAACGUCACAAGAGAUUGCGUAUUAGCUACGACUAGAAAGGUGAAUAAAAUGAUCCUGGCCGUAAUAACAGCUUUCCUUCUAUGCUGGUUGCUGUAUUUCCUCGUCAUACCGUUACAGGAGUUUUGGAAUGUGGUUAUCCCCUGUGAGGUUCAGUUCUUGCGGUUUUACCUUGGGCACUUGAACAGUGCAUGCAACCCGAUCAUAUGUUUUGCGUUUAGUGAGAAUUUUCGAAGAGCUAUUCAGAUAAAAUGGCGAGAACUGAAAAUUGAAAGGUCAAGAAUUAUCAGGCUUGCACAUGCGCCGUCGAAAAGAGACCGUUCACGAUCUAACAUUGAGUUGCUCAGUGUAAGAUCCUUGGGAAGUUAG